CAUGUGCCUUCCUACGGUAACUGCAUUGCUAACAUAAACACGCCACUAACACUCACUUUUAAAUUAUUUCAGUAAAAAUGAAUCAAAAAUACAAAUUGUGUCUCGUCUGCAUGCCGUAUUUUGGUAGAACACAUACCUACAUUUAAUGAGUGGACAAGAUGAGCCGGAUGAUCCUCCGCUCCCAGACGGUCAUCUGGCCGCAAGUGCUGCCUAUUAUUCCAUGGACAACCCCCGCCGCGGUGUUGCAGCCAUUUUCAACCAGGAGCACUUCGACAUGAAGGGCGUCCACGACCGCAAGGGCAGCCAGCAGGACUGCCGCAGUCUCAGUCACAGUUUCUCCAGGCUCGGAUUUGAGGUGGAAGUCUUCCUCGACCUCACCCUAGCUCGGAUUGUGACGACCCUGGACACAUUGAGCCAGAGGGACCAUUCUGACUGCGAUUGUUUCGUCCUGUGCUUCAUGAGCCACGGACUGGAGGGAAAGCUGAGGUCUAAGGACGACGUGUUUGAUGUCAACCUACUUUGGGAACGAUUUACGGCGGAGAACUGUCCGACUCUUGCUAAUAAACCCAAACUUUAUUUCAUUCAAGCUUGUCAAGGCCACGCCAGACAAAAGGCCGUGCUGGUGACUGGGUCCACGUACCAGACUGAGGAAUCGGCCCAGGAUCAGGUGAAAAUUGUGCCUUCCUAUCUCUUGCCUGACCGAGCAGACUUUCUUGUCGCACUGUCCACGAUUCCUGGCUUUGUGUCAUGGAGAAGUCCUGAAAAAGGUUCCUGGUACAUACAGACGCUCUGCCGUCACCUGGACUCACACGGGUUCCAUCAGGAUAUCCUGACCCUUCUGACCAACGUGAGUCGGUCUGUGUCCUUGGAUUUCACUUACUACGAAGACUCUAACCCCCUUGUUUCCUCGUGUAAGAAGCAGCUUCCCUCCGUCAUCUCUCUGCUGAUCAGGACCCUCAAGUUCACAAAGAAGAGCUCACGUAAUUGUAAGAAGUGCGGCGGCAACAGUAACAGCUCUCAGAUCUCUUUGAAAAGGCCGUUGGAAACAAGUGAAAGUUUACUAGAGAGGUUUCCUGCUGCGAAGGUGGCAAAAAGAGAGAACGAUUGAAAAUUCGUAAUAUAUUCAUGAUGUCAAUAUUGGUUUCAAACUUUUAAAUGCCCAUUAUACUGUUUUUUAAUUUUGUAAAAGUAUAAAACCUGUAUAUGUUUUUUUGUUUAUACAUUCACACAUUAUAUUAUAUAUUACUACUUUCAUCAAAUAAAUGGCAACUGAAAUUAAAA
Molecule: messenger RNA, 1281 nt
Organism: Homalodisca vitripennis (glassy-winged sharpshooter)
Lineage: Eukaryota; Metazoa; Arthropoda; Insecta; Hemiptera; Cicadellidae
Product: caspase-1-like
Exons: 5
Coding region: 146-1108 (320 amino acids)
Biological process (GO): apoptotic process; proteolysis
Cellular component (GO): cytoplasm
Source: RefSeq, a predicted model, not a curated record